GGCGGUCUAAACACCUGCUCGCGUUCUCUCGCUGCUUUGCUUGUACCCCUCGAGGGUGAACGUCUUGUCUCACAUCUUCGCAUCGUCGAUAAGUAUUCCGUCUCGCCUCCCACAACCUAUCUCGGGGCAGAAUUCCCAAAGAUCCUCGCCCAACCCGACGUGGAAUAUCGCCAAGUCAACUUGACCGUUCCUUCCGCCGUCGCUUCCGCUUUCGAUCCUCCCGAAGGACAGGCUGCCUAUUCUUACGUAUUUGACCUCACGGGCGAGAUUCGCUAUGAUCGCACUGAAAUGAUCGCAAUCAAGAUGACUUUCAAUGUAUCAAGACUCGUUGGCCUUGAAGCUGCUCGUCGCAACGUCCAGGCUUACGUUCGCUUGCAGUUGCCUGUCUACGAAUCGUCUGAGAAGAGUACGCAUGACGAGAAGGAAGACGUCAAACCAGCCAAACCACUCGAUGUUUGGUGGCAUGAAACCGUCCGGAUGUUAUCUGCGAUUGAGGGUCUGAAUUUGGUUGUUCUCCGGGUUGGAUUUGUUUACGGCCCAUAUAUCGACUUUGGUAUAUAUACAUCUGUCAUCACGGUCGCAUCUGUGUACGGAUAUAUGAAGAAACCCAUGAAGACUCUUUGGUCACCCGGAAAGGACCCCAUGUACACUGUCCACAGCGAUGACGUGGCUGGGGGAUUAUGGGCUUGUGCUCAGUGGAUAGCACCGCUAGGUAGAAAGGAAGCUGAUAUAAUCGCUGGGGAGCAGAUACUCUUCCAUAACGAGAAGAGUAAGGUUAGCGAAGUUGAGGGCAUGCCCCCUUGUGAUGCCAAACUUAUAGCCCCGCUCUUCAAUCUCGUUGACGACUCGGAGAUUACGCUCCUGAAAGGUGGAGAGAUUGUGACCGCUUACUUUGGAACGACGUUCGAGUUCCACAGCUUCAUGAUAAACGCCUAUGCCAAGGCAAAUGUCGUGGAAGAGAUUAAUGAACAUCACGUUGGAGUCUGGACGGAAAUGCUCUCAAGUUCAAAUCCACCCAUCACACAAACUCCUUUGACUGCGUACAUGGAUACCUUCACAUUAUCACGACACAAGUUAGCCUACAGCAAUAACAAGAUAAAAGAGGUUAUGGGAUACAAACUGAAACGACCCGAGUUCAAUCAUGACACAAUAAAGGAAAUCGUGGAGAAAUGGAAGGCCGAAGGUUCCUGGCCUAAUCUUUGA
Messenger RNA from Serpula lacrymans var. lacrymans S7.9, 1203 nucleotides. RefSeq lists its product as uncharacterized. The annotation marks the transcript as partial. The record is from RefSeq and is a predicted model, not a curated record. Lineage: Eukaryota; Fungi; Basidiomycota; Agaricomycetes; Boletales; Serpulaceae. The transcript has 10 exons.